Molecule: messenger RNA, 6157 nt
Organism: Papilio machaon (common yellow swallowtail)
Lineage: Eukaryota; Metazoa; Arthropoda; Insecta; Lepidoptera; Papilionidae
Exons: 9
Coding region: 128-5773 (1881 amino acids)
Source: RefSeq, a predicted model, not a curated record
UUGUGAGUACGUGUAUCGUGGAUUUUAGUGAAAAAAAUCAAAGUGUAUAACCAAACAGGUUAUAACACCCGAAGGAAUAUAAAUAUGUGAUCUCUCUUCAAUAAUUAAAGGGUAAACAGCAAUCAAGAUGUCGGCCCUGGAGAAGUUCAAGAGGCGAUUAGUGCGCGACAUCGCACGUCGUCAAUAUGUCGAAGGUCAGCCUGAAGACGAGAUGUGGGAUCAGCUGAAGAUAGAGUACGGUUGUGAUUGCUUUUUGUUAUGGCAACACAUGAAGGUGUUAACUUCUAAGAAACUAAAGAGGAUGCUCGCUGCCGAAGAUCGAAUGGAGUGCAUCACGCGAGUGGCUCGGAUGACUUCAACCGACUGGCUCACCUUCGACCUGGUGCUAGUGCACCAAGAUGUCGAUGUUAUUGGAGAGGAGCUGAUACAGAACGGUAAACCGGAAUCACCAGUCCUUGAGAUAUUGUUUGAUCUGGUGAUGUCGCACAACAUAGAGAAUUCGUCGGGUGACCGUUUAGUUGCGAAGUGGGCCGCUUUGACAAAAAAGUACAAUACCAGAGGGCGGGAAUGCUCUGCCAUGUUACUGCAGCGGCGAUGGUAUCAAUUGAAAGAUCUGUCGAGACGAAGACUCUACGAAUUCUGGAUGCUUUAUCGUGGUAACCCAAGAAAUCUAGCGAAAGCCAUCAGACCGACAAAACUCCAGAUUCGAAUCUCUGAAAGGCUUCCAAAUCUAAUCACCAAAAAGUUUGUCCAAUGGAAGGAUUUACUAGAAUCGGGGAAAAUUGUUCAGGCCGUUCAAUUUGAAAGCAGGCGACGUAAAAUGGAAUCAAAUGCUAAAACUGAUGAUCCCGAUCUUGUUGUAAUUGAACCACAUAUAGAGACUAUAGAGGUCGCUGCGGAUUCUGAAGAUGAGGUCGAACAAGAAAACGGAAACAAAGAUAUAGAAAUAGAUGAAAACACAGAAGACAGCAUUACACCAAUGGAAGAUAAUGAAUAUACAUCUAAAACUGCUGAAAAUAGUCCAAAACCCACUGAACAUUUUGAUGCGUCUGAUAGUAUAAGUAACUUAAAAGUGUCAGUAAAGAAUGAACCAACGGAAGUGUUGGAAAUAAAUGAUACUCUAAGUGAUAAUGAACCAGUGGAAACUGAUAAUAUGGAAGAUACAGAAGAGGCGUCUGUACCAGAGCACGUAAAAAAUGAUCCUACAUAUCCAGAAUAUAACACAGUACUUCCCAAAAUUACAAAUAUAAUGGGAAAUGUGGAUAUGAUUGAAUCUAAUGAGAAAUGUUAUCCUAUAAAUCACGACUCAGUAACCAAUGAAAUUCUAUCUGAUUCUGAAGAUCCACCAAUCGAAUCUGAUAUUGCACCAAGUAUAAACUCUGAGGAUUCUAAUAAAAGUUUUGAAGAAAAUGUAGACAAAAAACUUCCUUUUAGUUCAGACGAUGUUAUUGACUUACACAAAUUACCGUCAACUUUGCAAUUUGUUGACGAUGGCAUCGAGUUUGUAGAUGACGACGAAGAUAAUCUAGAAGAAAAACCAGAUGCUAAUGAUGAUGAUGAAAUGGUAAAUCUGGAUGACGUCGACCCUUCAUACGGUAUAGAUAGAAAACUCAUUAUGAUUCCCAUUACUUACACAAAAAAAUUAGAUGAUAUGGAUAUAUUAAAAAACAUUGGUUACUCUAUGUUGAAAGGCAAAGACUUAAUUGAGCUUGUAGAAGCUGAGAGUAGAACUAUAAAACUUAACUCUGAAAAUAUUAAGACUGAAGUGGAAACAGAAUAUGAACAGAUAGACGAAACGGCCAUCGAAGGUGAUAGAGAAGUGACAAAAAAUAAUGGAGAAAUUGACGAAGCAAGAAGCCAAGAUUAUAAUCAAGUGAAUGACGAAACAACGAUAGUAAAAUCAGAUAGCAAGCAAGAAGGAAUUAUAAUAAAAUCAGAAAAACAAGAUAUAGACAAAAUGAGAAGCGAAGACGACGCAGGAAAGCGUGAAGUACCUCGAGUUAAAUAUACAAGCUGGUUACUCCAAAAACCAAAACAUAGAAACUACAACCCUAUACUGUUGUGUAAAAAUCCAGAUUUUAAUACGAGACUCAAAAGGCUAAGCGCGGGUUUCUUUUUAAGUGAACGUAACAGGCGACUUUUUAAUGCUUGUAAACCUCUCACUAUCGAUAUGCAUAAAGCGUUUGAAACUAAACUAGUCAACAACGUUUUAUAUCUAGAAAAUACGACAAUACCGAACUUUAAGCAAGAAAAAGUCACAGAAGUGUGUGAAAAUACUGCGUCGGUGAUCCCUUCCGCUGUGGCGGUUCAAAGCCUACUCGAUAUAACUAGAGUAGAACAAAAAGAUUUCAUGCCUGAAAAGCUACAAAUGGAUGAACCAAAACCAUCACCAAGCCAUGAACAUAAAGUUGUCCAGAUAAUCGAAAGAGGCCAUGUUAUAAAUGAGCCGUUAAUGUCACCGACAGUCCGUGCUGAUGAGAAUCUGUUAAAAGCUGACAUGAGUUCUGUUGCCCAGUUGAGUAAUCCAGUUUCAGAGAAUAAACCUGCUCAAUCAGCUACAUUAAACACGUGGCACAAUCCUAUAUAUGACAAAAAGAACAAGAAAGCAAAGACAAAACCGCUUCCACCUGUACCGAAGUGGUCUAAUUACGGUUCGAGUCUUGGACAAUACGAAGAAAGUUUAAUUACAAAGGAUACUCUCGCUAAAGUGAUCUGCUUCCUCGACACUGGCACGUUCCAACUACCCAAAAAGAGCGUGUCUGUCGAAGCAACAAAAAAGCUUACAACAAAGGAACCUAACCCACCUCCACCUCCCAUAAAAGCAACGAGCAAUAAAACAAUAAAUUUAACGAACGAGAACGAAUUAAAUAGCAAGCAAAAUAUGAUUUUAGAAAACUCGAAAGUACAUGUCCCGAAAAGGAAAAGAAAUAAGAAACCUCAAACUAUUGCAGUAAACAGUGGUUUUUGUUGUUGGUGUCGACAUCGGAUAGAAAUUCUGAGACCGGAAAAUCAAAACAUAACUUCUAUUAGAAGUAAGAAAUAUAGACAUUUAUGUCCAUUGGUUGAUUGUAAUUGUUGCUGUCAACAAGAUCUAUUGGAUAUGAUGAAAUCACACAAACUAGUGGACGAUCACACUUAUAGCCGCGACGGUGAAAUUCCGGAGCACAAGGAACCUGAAACAACGGUGAAAGUAACUCGUGAUAUAGCAAUUCAAGCGAUAUCUAUACAAAAUGAAAAUGGCCAGAUGGAAAUAAAAAGUGCCAUAGAAUUGUAUCAUCCGCAAAAUAAAAAUGUUCCUAAAAAUGCCCAAGGUACGAUUACCCUCGAUGUAGUAACAAGUGACUCCAAUGAUUAUACAUCUAAUCCUCUUAUAACAUACGCUGUAACGCAUUCAUCGGUAUCUACACAAUUUGAAUAUAAUUACGUCAUCGCAACACAAUCUACGCACGCUUCUUCUAACACAUGUGACACAGAUAGUCAAACGUCGCACGCGAAAACAGGGCCGCCCAUAAAAACAAACAUUAUUCCUGCAAGGCCACAUCGGGGUAAUAAGGCCGAGGUGUUCUCAGUGACGUCUUCGGCGGGCUGGCAGUCUGCAACAUCUAAUAUUGUAAUUAAUAAAAACAUUGUUCAGAAUGCAGUAAUUGAAACAAUAUCUUUGAUUGAGGAGGAAGUAGAUUCACCUCCAAAUCAAACGUCUAAUUCUCCCCAGAAAGGACUUUUACCACAAGGCGUCAAUAUAUUGCUUUUGCCUGACAACACGUUAAGUGUUUCUAUAGAACCCGGGGUACAAAUAGAUCCAGCUAGUUUAUCCAAAUUGCCAGAAAUUCUUUCCGUGGUUCAAAAGAAACUUUUGGAAUCCGGCAUACUUAAUAAAAAACGAAAACUUCCAACCAGAAAAUGGAAACAUGCAAUUAGAAAAGAGAUGGGAACAAAUUUCACUAGUAGAAAUACGGUGGUAAAUGACCCAACAAUCAAACAAUUGGAUCCUCAAAUAACUGAAGACAAUGAAUAUGUAGAAAUGAAUGCCGUAAACCCUGGAGUAAAUGUUGUCCAAGAAAAUGCUGAGCUUAAUAUACUCAACACAGAAGUAAAUGUUAAUGACGAUAAUGCCGAACUUAUUGUUAUGGGUCCAGAAGUUGAAGUUACUGAAGAAAAUGCUCAACUUCAUAUAUUGACGCCUGAAGUAAAUAUUACCGACGAAAAUGCUGAACUUAUUGCUAUGGGCCCAGAAGAACAGGUUACCGAUGAAAGGGCUCAACUUCAUAUUUUGUCCCCUGAAACAGAUGUUGAGAAAAAAAAUGUUGAACUUAAUCUUGCGUGCUCUGAAGUCCUCUCAAUCGAAGAAAACGCUGAACUUAUUGUCAUGAACCCUAAGGAACCUGUUGCCCAAGAAAAUACUGAACCUAAACUUGUGAGCCCUGAAGUCGACGAUUCCGAAGAAACUGUCGAACUUAAUCUUAUAAGCCCUGAAGUCCACUUCACCGAAGAAAAUUCUGAACAUCUUGACGCUGUCGAAGUAAAUAUUAGCGAAAAAAGUGCUGAUUUGAAUGUCAUUAGUACUGAACAAAACGCAGGGGACGCUCAGCUUAAUAUUAUGAAUGGCGAACUAAUGGCAACUCAAGCAAACGUUGAAGUUAACGUCGUGGAUGCUGAACUUAAAGCCACUCAAGAAAAUACAGGUCUUAACUUACAGUACUCCAAUACCAACGUCGACCUCAAUACUGCAGAAACAAACCCCAUCCUCCAUGUCGCAAGAACGGAUUUGGAAUCUAAAGUUGCAAAUACUGAAGAAAAUGUUAGAAAAGGUGAUGAAGAUAUAUUAACAUACACAGAUUAUAUUGUCAAAGUCGCUCCGGAGACCAGCAGAAAAUCUAUAUUAUCCGAUUUGAUGACAAUGUCUGGGAUAUCGACCGAAGAUACCAACAUGUCUACUGAAUGUCCGGUAAUUAAUAAUGUAACUACAGGACAAAAUACUCAUAAUAUAAUUAACAAUGUAAUUCCCACCAAUGUAAUAAAUUACAACUUACCAGACAAUCCGUACUUCCUUACUAACACCCACAAUAUAGGAGGAAACAUUCAAAUAGUCCCACCUCCGAAAAAGGUUAAAAAAGUAAUGGUAUUUAUUAAAAAGAGAUUAAAAAAAAAGCCUACAUUAGAUAGUUCCGUUAUCGAUCUUACCGAAGAUAAUGAUAAACCAGACGACCCUAGCAAACAAAAUGAUCCUCAAAUGGUUAAUAUGCAAAAAGAAGGAAACAAUUGUCAGAAAAUAUUGAAUCUCAAGAGGGCGAAAUUGAUUCGAGUGCCCGCAGCCGCCGUCCCGCCGAAGAUCUACCGAGCGGCGCAGUCUUUAUUGAGAAAGGACAAUUCAGUUCCCGUUCAAAACAACACAACUUUUUCGCCCAGCGACAUUGAAAAACAAAUGAAAAUACAUCUCGCGAGACAUUACAGGCAAUUGAAUAGAAAACCAACAAUUUUAGAUAUAUUAAAGAAUAUUAAAAAUUCUAAAGCUAUGCCAGCAACACCAAACACAUGCACCGAAUCGGACUCUUCUGAUGAUGAGCCAUUAGCGAAGAAAUCUAGGCGAAUGAGAACAGAAAAUACCGAUAGCAACUCGAGCUUGGUACCUAUUGAGCAAUAUAAUUUGCCCGUUGAAUUCAAUACAAAUGAACCAGUCGCGUUUUUCCCCGCAGCCGAUGGCCAUAACUCCAAUACAAACGCGGAUAACCAAGACUCCGAUACGAACGUUGAAGACUCUAUUUUAGGUAUUUGAGUUUGUAUUCUUAAAACUAUUUCUGAAGGCGUUUUCUUUGGAAUAUAAAAAAAAUUAACUCAAACCCAUCCCGCCUUGAUCGUCGGCUGGCUUGUUUUGUGUUUUAUUCCUAUCUAAUGAUUUUAAUUCGAUCUCUUUUGAAGUCGUGUAAGAUGUUACUAGAUUAUGUGAUUUUUAGAUAUUUAAUUUAUUCCUAGAUAGAAUAAAAAAAUAACAAAGGGUCUUUGCACUGCAUUCUUUACCAGUGACAAGAAUAUUAAAAUUCUUGCUAUAUAUAUUUCUUUUUCUGAUAUAUGACCAUGAAUUUAGCCGUAUUGUUUGUAUAAAAGCAUAUUGUUAUUUUUAUUGUUAUUAAACAGAUGUUACAACAGUGAAAACUCAUCA